Molecule: messenger RNA, 4395 nt
Organism: Hylaeus anthracinus
Lineage: Eukaryota; Metazoa; Arthropoda; Insecta; Hymenoptera; Colletidae
Product: G-protein coupled receptor dmsr-1-like
Exons: 2
Coding region: 1602-2192 (196 amino acids)
Biological process (GO): G protein-coupled receptor signaling pathway
Cellular component (GO): membrane
Molecular function (GO): G protein-coupled peptide receptor activity
Source: RefSeq, a predicted model, not a curated record
GCUUUCGCAUAAUCAGCCUCUUCGAGGGAGAUCGACGCUAGGCUUUGGGGACGUGUCCAUCGACAGAAUCGAUUCUUGGAUGAUGGAACGUCGCGCCUCGUGUGGACUCCAAUCAGUUAGCGGCCGCCGUUAAUGCUCCGAUCGUGCCUCCUGGGAUCAUCCCUCGCGAAGGGCGGUCGCCGAGGUCCGGGGAUGAUGGGUUAAGGAAACCGUCCGAGAAGCCUCGAGACAAAUUCGAAACCACUCGCUCGACUCCAGAAGAAGAUUUCUUGAAGGAAUGCCUGCAAAGACAGGAUUCUCAAACCAGAACGCACGCUUUGGAUCUCUACGAGCUAAUUAAAGGGAGAUACUUCUCUCGAAUGUGUUUAUCCUCGUCACGAAACGGACGACGAUCUCGAGAGGACCUAAUGGUACUUAAAUACUCCAAUGGAAUACAGAUCGCUGGAUUAGCAACGAGAGAAAGCCGAUAUCCACGUCGAUUCUACCCAGAGAACGUUCCGGAAGAGGUUUCCAAGAGACUUCUUUUCACCGUGAAAUAAGCGGCGUGUUCUCCACGGGCACGACAGCUAGGAACAAAGGUAGAUAAUAAGGAGAAAAGUUGAGAAGGAUGCCGCAGGCUUCAAGGACGUCAUCCAGCAUCACGCCGUGCGUAUCCUCAGCAGUGCGUCUGCCCGAAUGCGUCCCAUGCGUGUCGUAACGCGGACGCGUUACCACACGCUGCACACUUUCUACCGUUGAAGGCUGGAAAAUACGAUCCCCGCGACCUCGGAAGAAUAAUUCGCCGCGACAGAGAGGGAGAGGAGUCCGUGUCCCGCGCAAGGACGCGUUGCUCGCCUUUGGGAAUAUAACCUCGCGCUGUACUCCGCUACGAAGAAGAUACGAGCGAGUCCGAUAGGUGAUAUCCGAGGACCGCGACACUUCAUAUCGAGAAGCUGCAAUUGCCUCAGGGAGACCUCGAUUCAUCUGUCAGCAUUCGAAUGGAAGAAUACCCCGUGGAGCUCCAUUCGUCCUAGGGGAAUAACGAGAUCUUGUUGCAUCCAGGGAAAUUUUGCGGCGCAACGGGUUCCAGCUAGUGCACGCCAGAGGUUUAAAUAUUAAUAAAAAGGGGUUGCUGAGAGAGGUUCGAUCUUUGGGAAGGUGGAUGAUCUCCAGGGCGUGGAGUUCGGAGAUAAUAUUGGAGCCUAUGCGCGAUCAUCUCGACAGUAUUACCAUCGCCCAUUCCACGGCGUCGAUGGAGAGAAUAGUCCAGGGACGAAGAUUGGUCCCACGAGGGUGAAGAUACCUUCUUAUCUUCUACCUUAGUCUCCUGCACUCAGGGAAAUCUUGCGGCGUAACGGGUUCCAGCUGGUGCACGCCAGAGGUUUAAAUAUUAAUAAAAAGGGGUUGCUGAGAGAGGUUCGAUCUUUAGGAAGGUGGAGGAUCGUGGAGCCGUGGAGUUUGGAGAUAAUAUUGGAGCCUACACGCGAUCAUCUUGAGAGUAUUACGACCCACGGCGUCGAUGGAAAGAACAGUCUAGGGACGAAGAUUGGUCCCACGAGGGUGAAGAUACCUUCUUGUCUUCUAUCUCAGUCUUCUGCACUCAGGAAAAUCUUGAGGAUGCGAUGCUCCGUUACGUACACGACGAGGACGCCUUGCGUCGCAUUCACUUAAACGCCACUCUGGUCCACUUGCGAUCCCUGAUCCAUCGCGUGACAGCCAUGCAUCGCCUCGACAAUAUCACCGGCUUCUUCAGCGACAUGAACAUCACCGACGAGGACCUUGAUUACGUGAACAACUUCGGCGCCACUACCCUCCUGAAGACCGCCAAUCUUCAAUCCUCUUGCUACUGUAACGGGACAGUCAGAGACCUGGCUCUCAGGUACAAGAAGUACCACGGUUACGUGGCGCUAGUGGUUUGCCUCUUUGGAACCCUGGCAAACAUGCUGAACAUCGUCGUUCUCACGCGAAAGGACAUGGUCACCACCCCCAUAAACCAAAUCCUCACUGGCCUAGCUACUACCGACAUGCUGGUUAUGCUCGAGUACAUUCCGUUCGCUAUUUACAUGUACAUCGUGCUUCCGAAGAGGCCAACGUUUCCUUACGGUUGGGCGGUGUUCGUCCUGUUUCACAUGCACUUCGCCCAGCUGCUGCACACCAUCAGCAUCGCCAUCACCCUCACGUUGGCUGUUUGGAGGUACAUCGCUAUCAGGUGAGCGGAAUACCGUUUAUCCGUUUGCGGUUCGGGAAGAACCGGGAACAGCGGUCGCUUAGGCAAUUGCUUGUAACCAGGUGAUUUCGGAUUUUACAGAGAAGAUUAACUCGAGGCUUGUACAGAGGGAGGUGUUUAGAUUAACAGUCUGUCUUAUAAGACCGUAUCGGCUAUAUUUCUGUGAAUGUUUAUAUGUUUGUACAAAAUUUUAUAUGGGUCCAAAUUAAUAGAAAGCGUGCCGAGACGGUGCCAAGCUGUAAUUGCUAAUGGAUGAUAUUGGACACCUUACUAGGUAAAUGCGUAUUAGUAUUUUAGGUGUAGAUUCGACCCAUGUAAAACUUUGUACAAAUGUGUAAAUAUUUACGAAAAUAUAGCCGACACGCUCUUGUGAGACAGACUGUAUUUGCCUGUUUUAAGUUGUUAUUAGGUCGUUUAGAACGCGAGAUUGAGGAAGGAGAAAAAUUAAGGUGCGAGGUACUGCUGAGAUUAAUGUAGCGUUGGUGUCUUCGAUGCUAGAAAUUUGGAAGCUUUCCCUUUAAGGGGCGACACCACUCUAGAGGCCUCCGUAGUUUCGAAAGAUACGAUUCGAGUUCAGAUCAGUAUUAAGUGACAAAUACUUGGUAUAACAAUGACGAAUGAAUAUAAAAAUAAUGAACAAAAAUGAAACUUCCAGGGACGAUUGCGGUUUGAUAUUUAAUGCUGAGGAAAAAGGUACACGAGUGUUCGCGGUAGAUAGCAAAGAGUAAUAAAAAAAAAGAAAGAAGAGCAAAACAUUAAUUAAUUUAAUUGCAAACAUUAUCGAAUUCCGCACUCCAGUGGCUGAAAAAGAGGCCCAACUUUGAUCAUUAAUUUUAAGAGUAUCGCAAAAGAAAUAGGAUUUGUUUACACCAUUGAAUUGUUUGAAAAGUAAGCUUGGUGCAAAAGAAAAAUUAAGGCGAGCUCAGUCUAAUGCUGGUCUUCGAUGCUAAAAGUUUAGUUCGUCGACGGCACUUUUGAAGGCGAAACCCUCUCGCUUUGGAAGACACUGCCUUGGACACCUUAAACGAGUUUUAUCGCGUUCGAAACAAUGCGACCAGCAAUAAAAGUUUACGGCGCGACUCCCGGCGAAAAAUGCUGAACGCUUCGCGAACAACGCGGAUAUUAUACUGCGAUAAAAGGGAACGAGGGUAAUUCGCGUUAAAUGUAACAGGACGCGGCGAUACACGUUCGAUAAUAAAUUGUAAGUUCCUUCUAUCGGACGAUAUUGCGCUUUUUAUGGUGAUAGGAAAUAAGAAUGGGCGGAGUGUGUAAAGAAUUUAUUGCAUCCCUUACAUAUGUUACUUCAAGAAAUGGUACGAAUCAGCUAGGGUAAAUCUCAACACAUCUCGUUAAAGGUCUAUUUACACAUAUCCGUAACGUGUCAGUUCCGUAUCCGUACCGUAUCCGUACCGUAUCCGUACCGUAUCAAUAACGUCACGGAGCGGUGUCGGACGUGUGUGAACAUGCCCAUUAAAAAACAACAGAAGAAUAUUUAAAAUCACUGACACUGAUGGAACAUUACGGAACUGAACGGAUACGGAACUGACGCGUUACGGAUAUGUGUAAAUAGACCUUAAAGCGUCUUGUUGUCGAAUUCCCUUAAGCGCCGAUGAUGUAUAGACAUAUAGACACAGCGUUAGUACCUUCGUCAGGCGUAAGUGACCGCGAAUUAGCCAUUACUUAAUUACAGGUGUUUUCGAUGGUUAACGCGUAAACCAUCGCACACAUGUAUCGAUCGCGUACACAGGGUCGAGCACCUGUACAUCAUCUAAAUUACCAACAAUGUAUAUCCGGCCUCAACGUAAAUCUAUCCAGCAUUUCAGAUGUGUUUGACGCCUGUCUACAAACCAUAAGUAGAUACAUUCGGUUAUUCUAAACAAAACGAUAGAUACACGCUGUGAAACGUUCCGAUUCGUGUUUGCUGAAUAAAUGAAGCUACCGUGGCCACCGCGAUAACGAGACUGUUCAUUAAAGCAGCAAAACAACCCGUACACUGUUUGUACGGCGUGUGUUCCCCGCGAUUACACGUUUGGCUUCCCUUAUCGUGUUUUAUGAAUUCCGGCCACGGAAUUAACCGCGGAAGAGCCACGGAUACGUUUCGCAACGAUUUAAAGGGAACUGAAUAUAAAUUCGAGGAUACUCGAUUAACGCGGAGUGAAAAAAAAAAAAACACGAAAUUUCGUUCGGAA